ACCUCUGCUGACCACAUCAUGGUUUUCCCCUGUGCAAGUCAUUUGUUCUUUUCUAGACACAACAUAGAUAUGUUUAGUGAGGUGAUCAUACACAAGAUGAUCAGCCACUGAUAAAGCAACCAGCACAUCAAGAUCUGAUCAUCGAGCGACCAGAGACUCAAACAUGAGGCCGUGCUGUAACUUCAUCUGUCUUAUUCUCUUCGAUUUCUGCUCACUGGCUCACAGUGAAUACGAUCAAGGUCCUGAUAAGUGCUGCUUUUCUUUUUCCAAUGUAAGAAUCCCAGUAAAGCAGGUUGCGAGUUAUCACAUCACACAUUUUGAGUGCCACAGUAGUGGAAUCAUUUUCAUCACAAAAGCUCAAAAGGAGAUCUGUGCUGACCCAACAGAGAGAUGGGUUCAGAGACUGAAGAAUUUGGUGGACGCUCGCACCAUCAAAGAAAACGGGGAAGAGUCAGUAAAUUAUAUGCGCAUGCUGUAUUGAGAGCAUAUUCAAGCCUAAAAAGUAAAAAAAAA
Molecule: messenger RNA, 513 nt
Organism: Megalobrama amblycephala (Wuchang bream)
Lineage: Eukaryota; Metazoa; Chordata; Actinopteri; Cypriniformes; Xenocyprididae
Product: C-C motif chemokine 3-like
Exons: 3
Coding region: 164-481 (105 amino acids)
Biological process (GO): G protein-coupled receptor signaling pathway; lymphocyte chemotaxis; cellular response to tumor necrosis factor
Cellular component (GO): extracellular region
Molecular function (GO): CCR chemokine receptor binding; chemokine activity
Source: RefSeq, a predicted model, not a curated record